Perkinsus marinus ATCC 50983 is the source of this 420-nucleotide messenger RNA. RefSeq lists its product as hypothetical. The transcript has a single exon. NCBI's taxonomy places the organism in Eukaryota, Perkinsozoa, Perkinsida, Perkinsidae. The record is from RefSeq and is a predicted model, not a curated record. Bases 1 to 420 code for a protein of 139 amino acids.
AUGGAACAGAAUAGUUGCGGAGCUAGAAGGAAGAGUUAUGGUGCUCCUACUGGGGUAUGGAAGAACCCUUAUGGUUUCGUGAGUACUAUUUAUGUUAAUAAAUGUCGUGUGUAUGGUCCCUUGAGGAAGACUGUUGAAGCCGCUACCCGUGAUAGGGAGGCCUUACUCAGCGUUAAGGAUAUUAUUACCUCUAUUGAAGACAUGAAGGCCUUCGUGAGAGACUUGCUCAAACCCAACAAGCAAGGUGGCAUUGUUGUAUACCCUGGUGGUGUUGAUACCAACUUGCCUCGUAAUAAUGCUUGCCAACGAAGAAACAGAGGGAGAAAGUCUCUGUCCGACAAAGCUCCUAUUUUGUCACAAACCCAGUGUACGUCGUCCCAUCAGUCGUGUAACAUCAAUGACGAGCUCAUAAACAUUUAG